Molecule: messenger RNA, 538 nt
Organism: Dreissena polymorpha
Lineage: Eukaryota; Metazoa; Mollusca; Bivalvia; Myida; Dreissenidae
Product: perlwapin-like
Exons: 2
Coding region: 36-338 (100 amino acids)
Source: RefSeq, a predicted model, not a curated record
ACCUCGGCGACACAUGUACCGCUGGAAACAACGCCAUGUGCGGCCCUGAUUUCUCCGCGUGUAGCUCCCUGCCGCCCUACACGUGCGUCUGUCAGUCCGGAUACACUCGCUCCGGAAAUUCCUGCAUGCCCAGCUCAGGUGAGCUGGUAUGCCCAACACUGAAACCAGGCGAAAAUUGCGAGAAAGAGUGCAGUGAUGCAACGGACUGUGAUGCAGGACAUUCAUGCUGUCCCUAUGAGGCGGGCUGCAACUUAUGUAAAAUAAAAAUUGACAACCAACCAACAACAACAAACGCCCCAGGUGACACUCGUGGUGUUGGUGUUGCUCGUCUAUUCUAAUAUGUCACUCUGUGUGGUGUUCAGUUGGUUUUAUACUGGCAAAUAACGCACUCUGCUUACUGGUGUUUUGUUUUUAUUAUGCAUAUUUCCUAACAUUUUGAGUUGAUUCUACACGUAUAAUAACAUUAUUCCUGAGUGAAUGUAUGGCAGUGUGUUUUCUGCUUGUAUAAAUUAUGUUAUUUUCUAUACAUUAUAAUGCU